Molecule: messenger RNA, 7446 nt
Organism: Spathaspora passalidarum NRRL Y-27907
Lineage: Eukaryota; Fungi; Ascomycota; Pichiomycetes; Serinales; Debaryomycetaceae
Gene: TOR1
Product: phosphatidylinositol kinase-related protein kinase
Exons: 1
Coding region: 1-7446 (2481 amino acids)
Biological process (GO): TOR signaling; negative regulation of macroautophagy; protein phosphorylation
Cellular component (GO): TORC1 complex; TORC2 complex; nucleus
Molecular function (GO): protein binding; protein serine/threonine kinase activity; protein-containing complex binding
Source: RefSeq, a predicted model, not a curated record
AUGUCAUCAUCAGCUACUGCAGUUGCAACUACAGCACCAGCAGUUCAGGUGGUGGACCCUGUAUUGAGCCAGAUCUUCAACGGUUUGAAAUCGCCCAGGGAAGAAGAACGUUCACGAUACGCCCUUGAGCUACGCAAUUACUUGACUUCAAUGGCCCGUGAUUUGCUGUCUGAGCAAUUCAACCGUCUUGACGCCGACAUCAACCGUAAAAUCUUUGAUUUAUUGCAUCUAGAAGAAACGUCACAGAUACUUGGUGGUAUCGCGGCCUUGAACGCCUUGAUUGACUUUGACUCCGGUGUCGGCAAGGAAAACGCCAGUAAGACAGCAAGAUUUUCCAACUACUUAGGUUCAUUGAUUUUAUCAAACGAAUUGAUUAUCAUGAAACAAGCCACGAAAACUUUGGGUAAGUUGUCAACCUUAGGUGGUAACCUCACGGGAGAUUUCGUUGACUAUGAAGCUAAACGUGCCAUUGAAUGGUUGAGCGAUAACACCAAGCAACACGAAAACAGGAGACACGCAGCUAUCUUGAUUGUCACAGCAUUGGCAGACAACGCCCCUACAUUGUUGUACCCUUUGAUUAACGACAUACUAAAGCAUUUGUGGGUACCCAUAAGAGAUCAAAAGUUGAUUAUACGAGAAGAUGCAGCAUUGGCCCUUGAGAAGUGUAUGAUCAUUAUUUAUGACCGUGACGUGAACCUACGCAAUCAUUGGAUCAAACGUAUGAUUGACCAAGCUUCUAAAUUGUUGAAUGAAAAUGAUAUAUCGGACGCCAGCGAUGCCAAUGGAGGGGCCCCGGGAAUUACGGCAGCCACGUAUUUAAUUCCGUCAGCCUCUAGCUCCCAAUCCACGGAAAAUAUCCAUGGUUCAUUACUCAUAUACCGUGAAUUACUCAAGUUCUACCGGGAUCCAUACAUCUUUUCCAAGUUUGACCAAAUGUACGAGAACACUAUCUUGUAUAAGCAUCACAAACUAGCGAUCAUAAGACAAGAAUUGACAAACAUAUUCCCAUUGCUUUGCAAAGUCAAUACCGAGUUAUUCGUGGAGAAGUACCUUCAUAGAACGCUAUAUUACUACUUGUCGCAACUUAAAAAGUACAAGGGCCAACACAGCGAGACCGCCAAUGGUGACAAAAGUGCAAUUUUUAAAAGCAUUGGUUUAUUGGCAUUGGAAGUGGGGAACCAAAUGGCAACGUAUUUAGAUGCAGUGUUGGACAAUAUAAGAGAAGGUUUGUCAUAUGCUUUUAAUGCUGGUGUUCAACUGAUCUUGGCUAAUGCAGUAUCUUCAAAUGAAACUCCCAAUAUCAACUUAACUCCAUCCAGUUCAUUAACCUCAGGAUCAAAGUACACUGUGAGCAGAAGAGAAACAGAACCAGCUAUAUUUGAUUGUAUUGGUAAACUAUCAAUAUCAGUAGGACCGGCAUUGACUAAACAUCUACAACGAGAUAUCUUAGACAUGAUGUUUGCCAAUUGUUCAUUAUCACAACACAUGCAAGAUGUUUUACAGACACUCAUCACAAAUAUACCCACGUUGACAAACCUUAUUAAUGAAAAGUUGCUUAAUCUUUUAAGUUUAGUACUAUCAGGAAAAGGGUUCCAACCUCCUGGGUCGCCAUAUGGAUCAGUCAAGGUCAAUGCAUCGCUCGCAAGAGAUUGCCGUUUGAUUAUGAUUUCUCGUGAUACCGGUCUAAGUAUAAACAAUGUCUUGUUGAACCAAGAACAAUAUGAACGGUUAGACAGUCAGAUUUUAAUUCAAGCAUUACAGAUGUUGGCAUUUUUCCAAUUUGAAAACUAUCAAUUGAACGAGUUUGUAAGAUAUUGCACCAUAACGUAUCUUGAACAUAGCAAUCCUCAAGUCCGGUUAACUGCUACUGUGACAUCAUGUGAGAUUUUCGUCAAGGAUCCAAUCUGUCAGCAAAUCAGCGCCAAUGCGUUGAAUGCCGUUAAUGAAGUUUUGGGGAAAUUGCUUUCCAUUUCAAUCACUGAUCCGACACCAGAGAUCAGACUACAAGGAUUGAAUUGUUUGGCCAAUGCUGGUAACUUUGACCCGCAAUUAUCCCAGGCUGACAAUGUUCGAUUAUUAUUUAUUGCAUUGAAUGAUGAAGAGUUUGCGAUAAGGCAAGUGGCGGUACGAAUCUUGGGAAGGCUAUCAUCAAUAAAUCCAGCAUACAUUGUUCCUUCAUUACGUAAAACGUUGAUACAAUUGUUACAGAGGUUAGAAUAUUCCACCACAAGCAGAAAGAAGGAGGAGAGUGCAAUUUUAUUAUCGUUGCUUAUUGCCAACUCCAAAGAAUUAGCAAGACCAUAUGUUAAACCGAUAGUAGAAGCAUUGAUCACCAAGGCUAAAGAUCCAAGUUCAUCGGUAGCGUCAAGUGCAAUUAAUUGUUUAGGAGAAUUGGCGGUUGUUGGUGGUGAAGAUUUGAAACCAUUCAUCCCAAGCUUAUUACCAUUGAUAUUAGAUACAUUUCAGGAUCAAAGUUCUUCGUAUAAAAGAGACGCGGCAUUGAAAACAUUAGGUCAAUUAGCAUCAUCUUCGGGAUAUGUUAUUCAGCCACUCUUGGAUUAUCCACAAUUGUUGGGAAUGCUUGUAGGAAUUCUCAAGCUGGAAACCUCGCCUAAAAUAAGACGAGAAACAGUAAGGUUAUUGGGUAUUCUCGGUGCACUUGAUCCAUACAAACAUCGUGAAGUUGAACAGAAUUCGCAAAACAUCCCUGCAGAACAAAAUGCCCCUUCAAUCGAUGUAGCUUUGUUGAUGCAAGGAAUGUCACCAUCCAAUGAGGAAUAUUACCCUACAGUAGCUAUAACGAACUUAAUGAAAAUCUUGAAGGAUCCAUCGUUGAACAUCCACCAUACAAAAGUCAUUCAGGCUAUUAUUUACAUAUUUCAAACUUUAGGUUUAAGAUGUGUGUCAUUUUUACCACAGAUCAUCCCAGGAGUUCUCAAUGUCAUGCAUACUUGUCAACAUCCAAUGUUGAAGUUCUACUUUCAACAGUUGGGAGCAAUGAUAUUGAUUGUGAAGCAACAUAUCAGACCAUUCUUGAAUGAUAUAUUUGAGGUUAUAAAGGAGUUCUUCCAUACCCAGCCUAAUACAUUACAAGUAGUUAUCAUAAAUGUGAUUGAAUCCAUUUCUAGAGCAUUGGAAGGUGAGUUCAAGAUGUAUUUGCCAGGAAUUUUAACAUUAUUGCUUGAAGUUUUUGAGGAAGACAAAUCACCCAAGCGUACACCUUCAUCACAUGUGUUGAGAAGUUUUGUCGUGUUUGGAAGUAACAUUGAGGAGUUUAUCGACAUCAUUGUCCCUAAUGUAGUGAAGUUAUUUGAAGUUGGUCCUAUAGAGUUACGAAAAUUGGCAAUAGAAACUAUUGGUAGAUUAUCCAAGAAUGUCAUGUUGAAUGAAAUGGCUUCGCGAGUAAUUCAUCCGCUCUUGCGAGUGCUCAGACAAGGCAAUGAUGAACUUAAGGAAUCAUGCAUUAAUACGUUGAGCUAUUUAUUGAUACAAUUGGGUUCCGAAUUUACAGUGUUUAUUCCUGUCAUCAAGAAAGAAAUCUUGCAACAAAAGAUCCAUGCACCAAAGUUUGAACUGUUGGUUAGUAAAUUGAUUAGUGGAGAUCCCUUGCCGCUUCAUUUGGAUAUCUAUAAGGAUUAUGAUCAAAGUAGUUAUGAUGUUGCUGAUUCAGAUAUGCCUUCUAAGAAGUUGCCGGUUAAUCAGAAUGCGUUAAAGAAUUCGUGGGACGUCAGUCAUAGACGGACCAAAGAGGAUUGGCAAGAAUGGAUUGGAAAAUUGAGUAAAGAAUUAUUAUUGCAAAGUCCUUCCCACGCAAUCAGAGCCUGUGCCGGUCUAGCGUCAGAUUAUUACCCAUUAGCCAAGGAUCUCUUCAAUGCCAGUUUUGCCAGUUGUUGGAGUGAAUUGUAUUCCCAGCACAAGGAAGAAUUGGUGCAAGCAUUCUGUAUUGCCCUUUCAUCACCAAGCAAUCCUCCAGAAAUCCAUCAAAUCUUGUUGAACCUUGCUGAGUUUAUGGAACACGAUGAUAAGUCAUUACCUAUUGCAAUCACCACCCUUGGACAAUAUGCACAGAGAUGCCAUGCAUUUGCAAAGGCAUUACAUUAUAAAGAAUUGGAAUUUUAUGAAGAACCCACGACACCAACUAUUGAGUCGUUGAUUAGUAUAAACAAUCAACUACAACAAUCUGAUGCUGCUAUUGGUAUAUUGAAACAUGCUCAAUUACACCACGAUUUACAACUUAAGGAGACUUGGUAUGAAAAAUUACAAAGAUGGGAUGAUGCAUUGAAUGCCUAUAAUGAGAGGGAAAAGACUGAACCAAACAAUAUGGAAAUAACCAUGGGGAAAAUGAGAUGUUUGCAUGCACUAGGAGAGUGGGAACAACUUUCUGAGUUGGCUCGGACCAAGUGGGAUAGUUCCAGUAGUGAUAUUAAACGGAACGUUGCCCCUCUUGCCGCUGCAUCUGCAUGGGGGUUGGGUCAAUGGGAUAGAAUGGAUUCAUAUAUCAAGGUUAUGAAACCAGAGUCGCCAGAUAAAGCUUUCUUCAAUGCUAUUUUGAGUCUUCAUCGUAAUAAUUUCGAAGAUGCUUCUAAUCACAUCUUAAAGGCGCGUGACUUGUUGGUUACUGAAAUUACUGCUUUGGUUAGUGAAAGUUAUAAUAGAGCUUAUGGUGUUGUUGUUAGAGUGCAAAUGUUAGCGGAAUUGGAAGAAAUCAUCAAGUAUAAGCGCUUGCCACAAGGAUCAGAGAAGCGGGCUAUUAUGCGCAAGACUUGGAACACUAGAUUGUUGGGAUGUCAAAGAAAUGUUGAUAUUUGGCAAAGAAUGUUGAAAGUACGGGCAUUGGUAAUCAAACCUAAACAGGAUAUGGAUAUGUGGAUCAAGUUUGCUAAUCUUUGUCGAAAGUCAGGAAGAUUGAAUUUAGCAGAAAAGUCUUUGAAUUCGUUAUUAGAGGAAGGAUCACCAGAAAACCCUUCACGUGCUCCUCCACAAGUGGUUUAUGCCCAAUUGAAAUAUAUGUGGGCCAAAGGUCAACGACCAGAGGCAUUACGUCAUUUAGUUGAUUUCACCACCAGAAUGUCCCAAGAUCUUGGCUUGAAUCCAAACGAUUUGAUAACUCAACCAUUACCAUCUGAAGGUCCAGGAAUACCCAAGCAUGUUGAAGAAUAUACCAAGUUGUUAGCUAGAUGUUUCUUGAAACAAGGUGAAUGGCAAAUUGCAUUGAAUAACAAUUGGCGUACCGAAACAUCAGAAAUUAUAUUAGGUGCAUAUCUUUUAGCUACUCAUUUUGAUAAUAAGUGGUAUAAAGCAUGGCAUAACUGGGCACUUGCCAACUUUGAAGUUAUUUCAUUAUACACUAGUCAAAAUGCCGGCAACAGUAACAAGAUUGAGAUUGUUGACCAAAAUGAAACCUCAGCCAAUGGUGACGAUGAGCUGCAAGCAAAACAACCUAACCAACCCAAUAUCAUUCCUAUUGAAGCGGUUCAACGACAUGUUAUUCCUUCAAUCAAGGGAUUUUUCCAUUCUAUCGCCUUGUCACAUUCUAAUUCAUUACAAGAUAUGUUGAGAUUACUUACAUUGUGGUUUAAAUUCGGUGGUAUACCAGAAGCUGCCCAAGCCAUGACCGAGGGGUUUAAUAUGGUGAAGAUUGAUAAUUGGUUGGAAGUUAUACCUCAAUUAAUUUCUCGUAUCCACCAACCAAACCAAAUUGUUAGCAGGUCAUUGUUUGGAUUAUUGACAGAUUUAGGUAAAGCACAUCCUCAAGCUUUGGUCUACCCAUUGGCUGUUGCUAUUACAUCCGAAUCUGUCAGCCGUAAGAUUGCUGCACAAUCAAUUAUUGAAAAGAUUAGAUUACAUUCUUCUACCUUGGUAGAUCAAGCUGAAUUGGUCAGUCGUGAGUUAAUUAGAGUUGCAGUUCUUUGGCACGAACAAUGGUAUGAAGGAUUGGAAGAUGCUUCUAGACUAUUCUUUGGUGAACACAAUACUGAAAAGAUGUUUGAAGUUUUAGAACCACUUCAUAGAAUGUUACAAAAGGGACCGGAAACAAUGAGAGAACAGGCAUUUGCCAACGCAUUUGGCAGAGAACUCGCUGAUGCAUACGAAUGGGUUUUGAAUUUCAGAAGAACCAAGGAUAUCACAAACUUGAACCAAGCAUGGGAUAUCUACUACAAUGUUUUCAGAAGAAUUACCAGACAAUUACCACAAUUGGUAAGUCUUGAAUUACAAUUUGUAUCACCCAACUUGGAAAGAGCAUAUGAUUUGGAGUUGGCACUUCCAGGUACUUAUGAAGCCGGGAAGCCCGUGAUUAGAAUCAUUCGAUUUGAUCCAACAUUCUCAGUGAUUUCAUCGAAACAAAGACCAAGAAAGCUUUCUUGUAAGGGAAGUGAUGGUAAGGACUAUCAAUAUGUUUUGAAGGGACAUGAAGAUAUCAGACAAGAUAAUUUGGUUAUGCAAUUGUUUGGAUUGGUAAACACAUUGUUGGUGAAUGAUCCAGAAUGUUUCAAGAGACAUUUGGAUAUCCAACAGUAUCCUGCUAUUCCUUUGUCGCCCAAGGUUGGUUUGUUAGGAUGGGUGCCAAACAGUGACACUUUCCACGUUUUGAUCAAGGGAUAUAGAGAAUCCAGAAGUAUUAUGUUGAAUAUUGAACAUCGUUUAUUACUUCAAAUGGCUCCUGAUUAUGAUAUUUUGACAUUGUUGCAAAAGGUUGAAGUUUUCACUAGUGCUUUAGAUAAUACCAGAGGUCAAGAUUUGUAUAAAGUAUUAUGGCUCAAAUCCAAAUCAUCCGAGGCUUGGUUGGAUCGUCGUACCACUUACACUAGAUCAUUGGCAGUAAUGUCUAUGGUUGGGUAUAUACUUGGUCUAGGUGAUAGACAUCCAUCGAAUUUAAUGUUGGAUAGAAUCACAGGGAAGGUUAUUCAUAUUGAUUUUGGUGAUUGUUUUGAAGCCGCUAUUCUUCGAGAAAAGUAUCCUGAAAAAGUGCCAUUUAGAUUAACAAGGAUGCUUAAUUAUGCCAUGGAAGUAAGUGGUAUUGAAGGGUCAUUCAGAAUCACAUGUGAACAUGUCAUGAGAGUGUUACGAGACAAUAAAGAAUCAUUGAUGGCUAUUUUGGAAGCAUUUGCCUAUGAUCCAUUGAUUAAUUGGGGGUUCGAUUUCCCUACCAAGGCAGUUGCCGAAGCCACUGGUAUUAGAGUGCCUCAAGUGAAUACAGCAGAUUUAUUAAGACGAGGACAAAUUGAUGAUCGUGAGGCAGCAAGAUUACAAAAGCAGAAUGAAAUGGAGAUUAGAAACGCUCGUGCCGCCUUGGUUUUAAAGAGAAUCACUGAUAAAUUAACCGGUAAUGAUAUCAAGAGACUUAGAGGAUUAGAUGUUCCUGCCCAAGUGGAUAAGUUGAUUCAACAAGCUACAAGUGUUGAGAAUUUGUGUCAACAUUAUAUUGGAUGGUGUUCCUUCUGGUAG